Messenger RNA from Nematolebias whitei (Rio pearlfish), 1449 nucleotides. It is a transcript of the gene psmd4a, whose product is annotated as proteasome 26S subunit ubiquitin receptor, non-ATPase 4a. Gene Ontology annotation, cellular component: proteasome regulatory particle, base subcomplex; cytosol; nucleus. The record is from RefSeq and is a predicted model, not a curated record. Lineage: Eukaryota; Metazoa; Chordata; Actinopteri; Cyprinodontiformes; Rivulidae. The transcript has 10 exons. Gene Ontology annotation, biological process: proteasome-mediated ubiquitin-dependent protein catabolic process. The coding region runs from base 45 to 1151 and encodes 368 amino acids. Gene Ontology annotation, molecular function: polyubiquitin modification-dependent protein binding.
GCGCUUGUUAGACUACGCAAGAAAAGCAACAAGAAGUUUCCAAAAUGGGGCUGGAAAGUACUAUGGUCUGUGUGGAUAACAGUGAAUACAUGAGAAAUGGAGACUUUCUGCCCACAAGGCUGCAGGCUCAGCAAGAUGCUGUCAACAUAGUCUGCCACUCCAAAACACGCAGUAAUCCUGAGAACAAUGUGGGACUUAUUACCAUGGCAAAUAACUGUGAGGUCCUCACCACACUGACACCAGACACUGGUCGCAUCCUGUCCAAACUCCACGCUGUCCAGCCUAAAGGAAAUAUCUGCUUCUGUACGGGCAUCAGAGUGGCUCAUCUGGCUCUAAAGCACAGACAAGGAAAAAACCACAAGAUGAGGAUCAUUGCCUUCGUUGGAAGCCCUGUAGAGGAUAUGGAAAAAGAUCUUGUCAAGUUGGCGAAGCGCUUGAAAAAGGAGAAGGUGAAUGUAGACAUCAUCAACUUUGGAGAAGAGGAGUUCAACACAGAAAAGCUGACUGCUUUUAUUAACACUCUAAAUGGGAAGGAGGGAACGGGCUCCCACCUGGUCACAGUCCCUCCUGGGCCCAGUCUGGCUGAUGCUCUGCUGUCCUCCCCAAUCCUGGCUGGUGAAGGAGGCUCCAUGAUGGGUCUCGGUGCCAGCGACUUUGAGUUUGGUGUGGACCCAAGUGCUGAUCCAGAGCUGGCCUUGGCCCUUCGUGUUUCGAUGGAGGAGCAGCGACAGAGGCAGGAGGAGGAGGCCCGCAGAGCUGCUGCUGCUUCUGCUGCUGAGGCAGGCGUGCCCACACCCAGUGCUGAUGAAUCGGAGGAAGCCUUGUUGAAAAUGUCAGUAUCCCAGCCUGAGAGCGGUGCAGCAGUUCUUCCUGAUUUCAGCAGCAUGACGGAGGAGGAGCAGAUCGCCUACGCCAUGCAGAUGUCUCUCGCCGGUGAAGAGGGCAGUGAAGCCCCCAUGGAGACUUCAGAAUCAACAAAGGAGGAAGAUGACUACGAUGUGAUGCAAGACCCAGAUUUCCUUCAGAGCGUUUUGGAGAACCUGCCUGGAGUGGAUCCCAACAACGAGGCCAUCCGCAACGCCAUGGGCUCCCUGGCAUCCCAAACAGGAAACAAGCCAGACAGCAAAAAGGAUGAAGAGAAGAAGAAAUGAGCAGAGAAAGUAAAGAUAAAUGAACAAUGGCAGAUUUACACAGGAUGCAUUUUUUAAAUACGAGGUUGCUGAUGUACCAACCCUGCAUGACGGCACUCUGACAUUUAAUACCGCCUUUCUGCUAGGCACUCGAAAGCACCAACAUAUAAAACAUAUAUAUUACAUUUUAUUGUCUAAUUUUGAGUUUAUGCAUUGCCCCAAAAUCCAAAUUCUAACAAUGCGUUAUCAAAUUACUUUGUAUGCUUUUCAGUUAAAAUUUUAUCAACAAGGUCCGAUUAGUUAUUUACUCAGAAGUUGG